Cucurbita pepo subsp. pepo (vegetable marrow) is the source of this 1422-nucleotide messenger RNA. RefSeq names its product chloroplast sulfur E (gene CPSUFE). NCBI's taxonomy places the organism in Eukaryota, Viridiplantae, Streptophyta, Magnoliopsida, Cucurbitales, Cucurbitaceae. Gene Ontology annotation, cellular component: chloroplast. Gene Ontology annotation, biological process: iron-sulfur cluster assembly. The record is from RefSeq and is a predicted model, not a curated record.
CACCGAUUUAAUUGUCAUCUCCAAUUCUGAUUCUCCAAAGACCCAUCCCUUCUCGACUCCGUCAGUUGUGGCUCAGCGCUUCCAAAAAUUUGUACGCCAUGUCGUCCUCUAGGCUUCGAUUGCUCACAACAGAAUCCCCAAUCGUUUCUCAAUUCCCCAAAGCUUUGAUCUCCUCUCCUUCUCACAAUUUCUGUUUCUUUCGAUCCAUUUCCUUCCAAAGGAUUACCUCCAAAUCGCCGUCGUCACUCUCCUUGUCGGCCUCCGCCUCCUCCUCCAAGCCUCUGCAACCCGUGGAAGAACUCCCUCCUAAGCUUCAAGAAAUAGUCAAGCUCUUUCAAUCAGUUCAGGAUUCGAGGGCCAAAUACGAGCAGCUUCUGUUCUAUGGCAAAAAGCUCGAACCCCUCGACCCCCAGUUCAAGAACAAGUCUAAUAAGGUCGAGGGUUGCGUUUCUCAGGUCUGGGUUAGGGCUUAUUUGGAUUCGAAUAAGAAUGUUGUGUAUGAGGCCGAUUCGGACUCUGCUCUAACCAAGGGCCUUGCCGCUCUCCUCGUUCAAGGACUCUCUAAUCGCCCUGUGGAGGAGGUUAUUAGGGUUUCUCCUGAUUUUGUUGUUCUUCUUGGUCUUCAACAGAGCCUCACGCCUUCUAGAAAUAAUGGGUUUUUGAAUAUGUUGAGAUUGAUGCAGAGGAAGGCGCUUGGGUUACUUGUGGAAUCAGAAAAAGGUAAUGGCAGUGCGAUUUCAUCGUCGCAAAUAGAUGAUGCUGCGGAAAAAGUAGAAUCAGUUUCCAAAACUGAUGCUGAGAAACCAAAUGGGGAAUCGAAGUUGGGAGAUAAAGGAAGUGAUAACUCUGGUGCAUUGGGAAGUAGAGGGAAGAGAAUUAAGGAGAAACUGGAGAAAGAGCUUAAUCCAGUGGAAUUGAAUGUGGAAGAUAUCUCGUACCAGCAUGCAGGGCAUGCUGGGGUAAGGGGUAGCGAUGGAGAGACGCACUUUAACUUGAAGGUUGUGUCAAAGGAGUUUGAAGGGAAAAGCUUAGUGAAAAGGCAUAGGCUCAUUUAUAAUCUGUUGCAAGAAGAGUUGCAGAGUGGACUGCACGCCUUGUCCAUCUCGGCCAAGACACCUGAUGAACUCUGAAGCCCCAAUGGAGAAAGGUUCAUCAUCAUAACUCACUUGAAACAUGUUUUCCUUCAUUUAUUUUCUGUAUUCUAUCUCUAUUUCUAUUUAGUGGAUGAGGAAGAGGAACUUCUGUGAUUUCUGAGGAGUGUUUAUGAUGUUAUAGUUAUUACAAUUUGAGGCUUAGAAGUUGAAGUUUUGCUGUCAUUGGUUCUGCAAACAAUUCUUGUUCUAUGAUAGGAAAAUAAGGAAAAAGGUAAGGAGGAGGGCGUUUUAUAAGAUGAGAAUCAGCACUUGUACUUUAUUACAUUCA